This is a messenger RNA of Oncorhynchus tshawytscha (Chinook salmon), 2320 nucleotides long. Its product is annotated as trafficking protein particle complex subunit 14-like. Gene Ontology annotation, molecular function: alpha-tubulin binding. Gene Ontology annotation, biological process: cilium assembly. Lineage: Eukaryota; Metazoa; Chordata; Actinopteri; Salmoniformes; Salmonidae. The coding region runs from base 465 to 2288 and encodes 607 amino acids. The transcript has 12 exons. Gene Ontology annotation, cellular component: TRAPPII protein complex. The record is from RefSeq and is a predicted model, not a curated record.
GUGUGGCUAAAAUGUGAUAUACAAACUUAUUUCAACGUGGUUAGAAAUAGGCUAUAUUAUGUUUUAAUUUGAAUCCAUUCCAGGGUCAACCACACAUACACACACAGGGCAGGGCACGUCAUUGUUGAUAAAUUAUUCUGAAAACCCAUUUGUUAUUGUUGCAGCAUCCUCGAUGCUGAUUUACUUUUGCCCGUGGCUACUUGCGCUUUUGAACAUCGCUUCGGAGGCUGCUAGUAUGUAGAGGAGCGAUGAUGAUGCAGGACCUAUGAAAUGACUAGGCUACUGUCUUUAAAUCAAGAAUGGUGUUAACCUUUUGAUCACCAAAUAGAUAGGAUGCUGGAUCUUAUUCGGUUUGAUAUCAGUGCAAUGCUUGAUGAUCUGUUUGUGUAGGCUACAUCAGGAGCGUUUGUAGAAUAUACAAUCUCUAUAGCCUAUAUUUGACAGGCAGGUGCUUGUUUGCUGCGAUGGUUCGGAUGAUGGAGUCUCAGUGCGAGUAUUUCAUGUAUUUCCCCGCGGUGCCAAUCUCCGACCUUUCGGACCCGGCCCGUUACAGAACCUUACCCCGGCGCAGUCACCUCUACCUCGGCGAGACGGUCCGCUUCCUCCUGGUGCUUCGGUGCAGGGACGCGUCCAGCGGAGAGACACCGACAGGGCCGGGGAUUGGGAUAGUGGGAGGCGGGGAAGGUGUUGCUGGGUUCGGCUCGGAGACCCCAAGUGUCCGGGCAUGGAGGGAGCUGGCCGGUUCUUUGUGCGCUGUGGCCAGCGUCAGCCCCGGAGAGAGCAGGCACCGGUCGCAUCAUCUCCACCACGAUUACCAGAGCAGCGGGGACGAGGGCACGGAGGAGGCCGAGGAUGAGUACGGGGCUCCGGCUUUGACAGGCAGGGUGGAUGCGAGAUGCCGGGGCUUCAGGGACUGCAGGCCGCUUCUCAUCCACAACAGCACGGGGAGUGGGGUUCGGGAGUUCCGCAGGGCGCCGUUGCAGUCUCCAUUGGACGAGCCUGUUGUGUUGACUGAUGAAGUCAUCUUCCCCCUGACCGUGUCAUUAGACAAACUUCCCGUCGACACCCUCAAAGUCAAGGUGAUGGUGACAGUGUGGAAGAGAGAGGCAGAGAAAGCGGAGGUUCAGGAACAUGGCUACCUUAGCAUCCUACAGCAGCGAAUCCCCACACACACCUUCAGACAGGACCUUAACACCUUCAAAGCACAGGUGAGCACCACUCUGACAGUGCUACCACCCCCUACUGUUCGCUGUAAGCAGAUGACUGUCUCUGGGAAGCAUCUCACUGUGCUCAAAGUAUUAAAUGAGUGUUCUCAGGAGGAAGUGACUGUGAGGGACAUCAGAAUUCUGCCAAACUUCAAUGCCUCCUACCUGCCCAUGAUGCCAGAUGGAUCUGUGAUGCUUGUCGACAACGUGUGCCACCAGUCAGGAGAGGUUGCCAUGGAGUCGUUCUGCAGGAUGGAGAGUGUAGCCUGUCGACUACCCAGCAUGCUCAGCGCCCUGGAGGAAUACGACUUCCUGUUCCAGCUGCAGCUCAGCGACAUGCCCCAGGACGACUCCAAAGAGGGUCUUGAAGUUCCUCUAGUAGCAGUGCUUCAGUGGUCAACUCCCAAGAUGCCCUUCACCAACUGCAUCUACACACACUACAGACUGCCCAGUAUCCGGUUGGACCGUCCCAGGUUCGUGAUGACUGCCAGUAGCCCCAGCACCGUGCAGACCAAGGACCACUUUAGGGUCAGAUACACUCUGCUCAACAACCUGCAAGACUUCCUGGCUGUACGUCUGGUCUGGACACCCGAGGGUCGUGGGCAGAGUGAGGAUGCAGCGUUGGGGGCUGUAGUGUGUCACUCCCCCCUCAGUAACCUGGGCCACUGUCGGAAAGGCUGCACUCUCUCCUUCACUGUCGCCUUCCAGAUACUCAAGGCAGGACUGUACGAGCUGAGUCAACAUAUGAAGCUGAAGCUGCAGUUCACAGCAUCUGUCUCCAACCCACCCCCCGACGCCCGCCCUCUCUCCCGUAAGAACAGUCCAUCCAGCCCUGCUGUAAGAGACCUACUGGAUAGACACCAGGCCAGUCUGGGACGAUCACAGAGUUUCUCUCAUCAACAACCGUCACGCUCUCACAUCAUGAGGACUGGCAGUGCGAUGGAAAGGCGAGCCAUCACCCCCCCGGUGGGCUCUCCUGUAGGUCGGCCCCUCUACCUGCCCCCCCAGGAGAAAGCUGUGCUGUCAUUGGACAAGAUCGCUAAGAGGGAGUGCAAAGUCCUGGUGCUGGACCACAUCAGCUAGGAGAGGGAGGGAGGGAGGGAGAUGAGAGGUGA